Batrachochytrium dendrobatidis JAM81 is the source of this 2742-nucleotide messenger RNA. RefSeq lists its product as uncharacterized. The record is from RefSeq and is a predicted model, not a curated record. Bases 1 to 2742 code for a protein of 913 amino acids. Gene Ontology annotation, biological process: signal transduction. The transcript is spliced from 3 exons. Lineage: Eukaryota; Fungi; Chytridiomycota; Chytridiomycetes; Rhizophydiales. Gene Ontology annotation, molecular function: GTPase activator activity.
AUGAGUAUUGUUGGUGUUAGUUUAGCCGACUUUAAUACAAUGAAUACAGAAUCUUCAUCUUCAACGUCUAGCAAUCCAACACCAAAGCAAAAUCAAUUUACUCACGAGUCGGAUAUUUCAUUUACUAAUUCUUCCACUUAUAUGGAACUACCUGCGCUUCAGCUUCACGACAUCAUGUCCUAUCAAGAUCAGCUGGCUGUAAUGGAAAAGGCAAGUGCCUGGCCAGUGAUCAAAUCGGGAUAUAUGCGUAAACGUGUUGUGGAGCAAUCAAGUAGAAGAUCAUCUGUUGAUGCAGUAGAUUCUGUCAAUCUAUCUCAUUCGUCUGGUGAUGCUCAUCCAGUGUCACCUUUAGCUAGACCUGUAUCUGAUCAAUGGCAGCUAUUUUAUGUUCAAGUGCGUGGUGUAUACAUGUUUUUUUACCAGUCGCUCGAUAGUGAGCGAAUUGUCCAAGAAACGGCUGACCAAGAUAUUGUAGCAGCAGGCAAUCAAACCAUGUCGAUUAAUUUCUUUUCUAAAAUAUUCGCUAGCAUUAAACCUCCGAGUAUGUCUUCUACACUGCAGUCAAGUUUCUCACCAGAAAUGGAAAACAACCCGCUCGAUACUGUCAAGCAAUCUACUAACAACGAGCCGUUUUCUCGAGUACUUGUAAACUAUAUUUGUCUAUCAGAGGCUAUUCUUUCUUUUGCUAGUGCGCCUUCUCAAUCUUCAGAUUCGGUUUUUGAUUCAGACAAACACAUUACAGAUUGCAUGCUGCUAGUGCCAAAAACUGAUGAAAAGAUUGGGUUACAUCCAGCUCAAGUUUAUUUAAAUGUUGUUGUUUCUCAGAACAUACUUGAGAGUCAGUGGCAAUUAAGAGACACAAAAUAUCAAUCUCAAACUAUUGAAGAGGUUCAGGAGCAAGUGCGUAUUACUGAACUUUGCGAUUGGACGGCUGCUCUAGGAAUCGUUGGUGCGUGCAUAGACAAAACCGAGUUCCAAAAACUAGGUCGUAACAACACCAUCACGUCAUCCUCCAAACCCUCAGUUUCUGUGGCGAUCAGUAGAAAUAAUACCUUUCCAGCAUCUAAAGCUACAAGCAAAAGCGGAUCUAGCUUGACUCAACGCGCCAUUCAGCAACGUCCAAAGUUUUUAACCUCGUUCAACAAAAAGUUUAGUGCAUCUGCACUCUCGCUCAAAAAUGACACUGAUGCUCUGGUUUUAAAUAGAAACACACCACCAUCGACUCCACCAAGAAUAUCUUCGCCACAAAUUAUUGACUCGACUUUACCUCAUCUCUAUGACGGAGAUGCCAGUCCAUCAUGUGUUCCUAUGUUUUCUAAAUUUGACAACAAAAUAUUUAAAAGUAAAAAAGAAAACUCUGUUAAAACCCCAAAUCUCGAGCCAAUUCCUGACACAGCUCAAGAGCGGAUUCGGCAUUUUCAAAAACUUUUUGAAGAGUACGACGUUCAACCAGUCAUCAAGACGAAUUCAUCUUUAAUAAGCAAUCCCACACACACAUCCAAUCGAUCCAAUUUACCCUUUUCCAUACCUCCCGCACCCAUAUCACCUUCAAGUUCUUCUGAAAGCAGUACAUCUUAUAUUCAGCAGAUCCAAAGUAAACCUCAAAAAAUCCAAACUAAAUCAGAUUCCAAAAUUCAGCUCAAAAAGCACUGGCAACGACUAUGGAGUCGAUCUUUUUUGAACGAUACGUUCAACAUAGAAUUGGCAGCGGAUUAUGCAGACCGCAUUGUACCGACUGAACCGUCAAUUCUAAUCCGAAAAUCCAGCAUACAGUUUGAAAAUGCAUCUACUUUGUCUCCACGCGGGCGAGAGACAUUACAUCUGGUACCACGAGCAUUGCUGAUGUGCAUUACAGCCAUUGAAGAUUUGGGUAUGGACACUGCUGGAAUUUAUCGAAUUUCGGGCGUUACAAGCAACGUAGCCUAUCUCCAGGCACAAUUUAGCCGCGGUCUAAUUACUUCUUUGAUGCUUCCAUUUGAAAAAGUUGCAGAAUCUAGUCAAAAUUUAAAGCAAAAGUAUACCCAGUCGUCUAUCCUUACCAAGUCGUUGACAAAGUACGUAGCUACUGAUAUAAACAAGCUUGUUUUUAACGACGACCAGUCAGCUUUUACAGCCGAGUGCGAUGAAUCAAAGAGCGAGCAAUCUGUGACGGAUAGCAGCGUAUUUGAACAAAAGCAAUACAUUCCUGCAAGUAAUCAACGACAGACUUUGUACAAUACGAUUCUCUACAAUAAUGAUAUACAUGUUAUUACAACAGUUGUCAAGAAUAUUCUUCGAGCAGGACUGGGAAAAUAUUGCGAGCCGGUAUACACUUUUUCUCAUUACAAUCUUUUUUUAAAAGCCAGCCAGAUAGAAGACCCUAUGAUGCGUCUUGUAGCUAUCCAGGAUGUAGUUCACAUGCUGCCAGAUCUUCAUUUUGCUACUUUGGAUCUGGUAUGCAAACAUUUGGCCAACGUUGUAUCUCGAUCCGACUCGACAUGUAUGUCAUCGCGCAAUCUUUCGAUUGUAUUUGGCCCGACUUUAUUCUGCGAGCCAUAUGAUUAUAGAUUUGAUCAUUCACAAAAGAAGCACGCACAAAAGGUGAUGAAAAAUAUGCCUAUACAAUGUGCGAUUGUUCAAAGCUGUAUUGAAUAUGCAGAAUGGAUGUUUGAUCCAAAAGUGUUUCGGCCCAGUGUUGUGAGUGAAAGUAGCUUGGUAGGAGCCAUGAUAUUACCACCGACUAUGAAGGAAGUUUACUUUUAA